This is a messenger RNA of Knipowitschia caucasica, 258 nucleotides long. The record is from the annotation of a GenBank genome assembly. Lineage: Eukaryota; Metazoa; Chordata; Actinopteri; Gobiiformes; Gobiidae.
AUGAUACUUGGCUCGCCGCGUCCUCCUAAACGCCGCCCAAAAAUCAAGACACAAGGCAGGAUUCCCCACUCAGCGCGGCCCGCCAAGCCGCACAUCCACAAACACCAGGACUGUCAGGAGACUACUCCCCGCGGCAUCAGUGGCUCUGAGGUCAUGAGAACCAGGGGCGGGCGAUCCAGGCCCCGCACCGCGCAGAGGAGCUCCCCAUUGGGCCGCCAGCACAGGCAGAGCGGGUACAGUGUGUCCGGGCAGGUCUGA